Messenger RNA from Arachis ipaensis, 867 nucleotides. The record is from RefSeq and is a predicted model, not a curated record. Lineage: Eukaryota; Viridiplantae; Streptophyta; Magnoliopsida; Fabales; Fabaceae.
AUGAGGUGUUGUGCACAUAUUAUAAACUUAAUUGUAAAAGAAGGGUUGAAAGAGAUUGAUGAAUCAGUCUUGAGGAUUCGUAGUGCAGUAAAGUAUGUUAGAUCUUCUCCAUCUAGAGCUAGUAGGUUUCAAAAGUGUGUUGAACUAGAAAAAAUCCAAUAUAAAGGCUUACUUUGCAUGGAUGUUGAGACUAGGUGGAACUCUACCUAUCAAAUGUUAGAGGUAGCUUUGAAGCAUCGCAAAGCAUUUGAGUUGCUUACUUUGAAAGAUAAUACCUAUAUAGGAGAGAUGAAUGGAGGAAAAGGGAGAGGUGUUCCUUGUGAUUCAGACUGGCAGUAUGCUGAGUCCAUUGUACCAUUUUUGCGAGUGUUCAGUGAUGCCACUAUAUGUGUUUCUGGUACCUUAUAUGUUACCAGUGAUAUGUAUAUAAAUGAAGUAUUUGCAGUUGGACGAUUUAUUCGUCAUUCUUGCGAUUCUGUUGAUUUUAGUACUAUGUCAAUGGUAGAAAGGAUGAGGGUUAAGUAUGAGAAGUAUUGGGGCAAUCCUGAUUCGGUGAAUAUGUUGUUAUUGAUUGCUAUUGUACUUAAUCCAAUGCAAAAGAUUGAGUAUGUCAAUUAUUUCUUGGAUUACUUAUUUGGAGAAGAAAAAGGAGGCGAAUUGAAGUCAAAGUUGUCCAAGUGUAUAAAGUUACUUUACCAGCAAUACCAAAGUUCUGAGGAAGCAAGUGAACCUGAUACGCAAUAUGUUCAAGCCAACAACAUUAAUACCAAUCUUCAUGGCAUGGGCUUUUUUCUGCAAGCAACCGGUCGUAGAACAAAGACAAGAUCUGAACUUGAUAGAUAUUUACAAGAAGAGAUACUCCCAUAA